Peronospora farinosa is the source of this 1878-nucleotide messenger RNA. Lineage: Eukaryota; Oomycota; Peronosporomycetes; Peronosporales; Peronosporaceae. The record is from the annotation of a GenBank genome assembly.
AUGACCCGUAACUUGCCGAAUACUGGAGCCAAGCGCACGCUGUUUAACAUCACGCAACGUGGUAAACUCAAGCAGCUCAAGAGCUUGGAGCAGACGGCUAAUGCUAAUCCGGAAGACCCGUAUACACAGCUCCGGUUUCUGCAGGAGCUUAACCGUAACAAUUAUCCGGCGCUCGUGGUCCGUCGUAUUGAGGAGAACCGCUUUGCUGUAGACGAAGCUGUACAGAAAGAGUACGUCAAGGCACUGGUUAAAACGGGUCGACUUGAUACUGUGGACCUGUCACAGCUCACUCAGCCAUCCGGAGCCAUUGGAUCAGGUGCAGUCCGGCAGUUUGCAGCUAGUUCGACCAUAGGCCGUGGAAGUCAGGGCUUAUCGGCUCGUGACCCGGUCUACGUGUCUAUGGUAGAAGGCAGUUUCAAGAGCAAUAUGUGGAAGACAUUCAGGACAUUGGGUGUGGCUUUCUUGGUCAUUUCGGCACUGGGAGCUAUUUUGGAUGAGAAGAUUGGCAAAAUUGGUACAGCAUCAAAGGUGAUGGGUCCUACAGGGAGUGACAAACGAUUUAGUGAUGUCAAGGGAGCUGCUGAAGCUAAACAAGAGCUGGAAGAAAUUGUGCAGUUUUUGAGAGAUCCAGCACGCUUUACGCGCCUUGGUGGUAACUUGCCGAAGGGUGUGCUGCUUACUGGCCCACCUGGUACGGGCAAGACAUUGCUGGCUAGGGCUAUUGCAGGUGAAGCUGGUGUGCCGUUCUUCUACUCGUCUGGAUCUGAAUUUGAAGAGAUGUACGUGGGUGUAGGCGCACGUCGCGUUAGAGACCUAUUCGAGUCGGCCAAGCGAAAAGCACCAUGCAUCAUCUUCAUUGACGAGAUCGACGCUAUCGGUGGGACGCGUAAGCUGAAGGAACAACAGGCUAUGAAGAUGACGCUAAACCAACUACUGGUGGAGAUGGACGGGUUUGAUCAGAACAAGGGUAUCAUUGUCAUUGGUGCUACAAACUUUCCCGAUGUGCUGGACAAUGCGUUGAUCCGGCCAGGUCGUUUUGAUCGACACGUGACGGUGGAUCUGCCCGAUGUGGCCGGCCGAAAGGAAAUUCUCGAGUUCUAUGGAGGCAAGAUCCCUCUGAGUGAGGAUGUUGACCUGGAUGUGCUGGCGCGCGCUACGCCUGGUAUGUCUGGUGCGGAGCUUUCGAAUUUGGUGAACGAGGCUGCACUACGAGCGUCAAUGAAAAGCGCAGAUGUGGUGGAUAUGAACGCGUUCGAGUACGCGAAAGACAAGAUUCUUAUGGGAGCCGAGCGCAAAUCCGCAUUGAUUACGCCUGAGUCGGCGAAACUCACUGCUUACCACGAGGGUGGCCACGCGCUAGUGGCGAUUAACACUCCGGGCGCACACCCUGUAUACAAGGCAACUAUCAUACCGCGCGGACAAGCAUUGGGUAUGGUUUCACAAUUGCCUGAUGGUGAUCAGACAUCCAUUUCGCGAAAGCAGAUGUUGGCACGGCUGGAUGUGUGCAUGGGUGGUCGUGUAGCGGAAGAGCUAACAUUCGGCGAUAACGAGAUUACGGGCGGUGCGUCGUCUGACAUUCAGCAAGCCACCAACGUCGCACGCGCCAUGGUCACGAAAUAUGGCAUGAGCGAGAACGUGGGUUUGGUGUUUCACGACCUUCGUGGCAACGACACAAGUGCCACAACUCGUAAGAUCAUUGACGAUGAAGUGAAGAAGUUGUGCGACGCAUCCUACAAACGCGCAAAGGAGAUCCUCGUCAGCAAGCACUCCGAUUUGGAGAAAUUAGCCCAGGCGCUACUAGAGUACGAGACGCUGUCGGGUGCUGAGAUUGACAAGAUUCUCAAGGGUGAGGCGUUGGAGCGUAAGCCAAUCGAAUAA